AUGGGAAAAGAAUUGGGGAGAAUUCCCUUGCUGUGUCACGAAGAACUUGGCCUAAUCCUCACCAAGCUCAGCGACGCAGGUGACAGAAAAACCUUCUCCCAGGUCUGCAAGGAAUGGUUUCAAGUCGAGGCUCUACACCGAUCAUCACUCCGUCUUCUCCGACACCAAUUUCUCCGUCAGGUACUCCCUAGAUUCCCAAAUUUACUCACAUUCGAAACCUCCGAGCCUGUCACCGACGCUGACGUCGAAUUCUUAGCCCAAACAUGCCCCCAACUCGAGACCAUUGACCUUACUACGUCAGGUCAUAAACCCUUCAGUCUCUUGGGGUUUGGUCUAGUGGUGGUAGCAAAUAGAUGUCCAAAACUAUCCAAGGUCUUGCUUAAAAGGAGAAGGUCUAUUACUGAUCCCGUAAUUGUUUCGCUCAUAAAGUUAGCACCCAAUUUGGCACAUUUGGAUUUGGGAGGUUGUUAUAACAUCUCGGAUAGAGCCCUCAAAGCAAUUGGGUGUUGUGGUUCACUUAGCUAUUUAGAUUUGGAAUCGUGUGGUUUCACGGAUCGUGGAUUGGGUUUUCUUGCAAAUGGGUCUUGCUCGAAAACGUUAAAGACAUUGAUACUAGCUUGGUGUAAGGGAAUUACUGAUGUUGGGGUCUCAAGUUUGCAGAAAAUGCAAUGCUUGGAGCACCUGAAUUUGUCCAACAGUUCGAGGCAUAAGAUCACUGACAUUGGGGGUGUCGCAAUCUCGGCCAUUAAGACCCUUAAGAAAUUGAACUUGGCUGCGCUGGCCAAACUGUCCAACCGCACAGUUGCUGCUCUGGCUCAGAAUUGCCCCAACUUGGAGGUGCUUGAUAUAAGUGAAUGUAGGUUGUUAACUGGAGCUGGUAUUCGUGCAUUUUCGGGUCAUUUGUGCUUGGAAACGAUUGUUUUGCAUCGUCUUCAUCAAGUUAGCGCAUCUGAUUUGGAACACUUGGUGCUGGGAUGCCCGUCAUUGAAGUCUAUACUUCUGCAUGGUGAGGAGAGUUUGAGCAAGAUAUUGCCCCUGAUGCGAGAGAGCACUAGAAGACUCGUGAGGAUGGGUAGCGCUUUUCCAACCUAUUCCUCAAAAUAG
Rosa rugosa (rugosa rose) is the source of this 1104-nucleotide messenger RNA. Its product is annotated as F-box/LRR-repeat protein 3-like. Bases 1 to 1104 code for a protein of 367 amino acids. The record is from RefSeq and is a predicted model, not a curated record. Gene Ontology annotation, cellular component: SCF ubiquitin ligase complex. Gene Ontology annotation, biological process: SCF-dependent proteasomal ubiquitin-dependent protein catabolic process. The transcript has a single exon. NCBI's taxonomy places the organism in Eukaryota, Viridiplantae, Streptophyta, Magnoliopsida, Rosales, Rosaceae. Gene Ontology annotation, molecular function: protein binding.